Molecule: messenger RNA, 692 nt
Organism: Pecten maximus
Lineage: Eukaryota; Metazoa; Mollusca; Bivalvia; Pectinida; Pectinidae
Exons: 6
Coding region: 41-583 (180 amino acids)
Source: RefSeq, a predicted model, not a curated record
UAUCAACUGUCAGAACUCAUCCACAGUGUCCAGUUAUAAAAUGUCCACACUGACCAUACGUGGUCACUGGGCUUUAACAAACUCGGACAUCAUGUACAAGAUUUAUACAACGUUUGCUGUGAUGCUGUUGUUGGCUUCUACAGUAACCUCUGAUCAGGAAGAUGAUGAUGAAGGCAGAUCAUGCUGGCUCGAAAAAUAUUACGAAGGAAAAUGGAACAGAGUCGUCGGAGAUAAGAUUUCAGAUGAUCAUAUAUUGAUAGAGGAUGAUGAGAUGGACGUCACUAUAGACGGGACAACACAGAGAUUCGACUGUAUAGAUGGGGAUACAUCGGGCUACAACAACCUCAUGUUGUCUUCUAAUGGAACCUCCUACCUUUGUCUUGUCUUCAAAUUCCGAGAGGAUUCCCCCGGGGUAGAUUAUUCCUUGUUAACAAACAAUGGUAACUUCGAAGGUCUGAGUCCAUUACCAGAAAUACUCACGUUUGACGCCGCAUGCGGGAACUUUACAGAUGGAUCCGUAGCAAUGGAUUUACAGAGAGACUACACCGAUACAGCGUUGCUUCAAGACUUUUGGGCAGUCUAACACCAUUAAGGCUGCUUAUAGUAUUUGGAAAAUAUUAACUUUUAAAUAAGUGUAUCAUAAAAUUAAUGUUUAUACAAGAUUUUGCAAUAAAGACUUACUCGUCACUGAA